UCAACUCCAGCACUCAACCAAAUCCUCCCUCCAUAGUCCAGAGAUUCCAGCCCAUAUCAUGGAUUUCUCUUCAAAUUUCGUAGCAAUUCUAGGAGUUGUAGCUCUACUCCUACUUUAUAAGCAAUGGAGGGCAAAGAAAUAUAGUAGCAAAGGACGCUCUUUGCCCCCACAAGUGCCUGGUGCCCUACCAACUAUAGGUCACCUUCAUCAAUUUGGUGCCAAGAAAACAUUCGCCCGAAUCUUGGGUGACAUAGCUGAUAAACAUGGUCCUAUCUUCUCCAUCAAGCUGGGGAUUCACCGCACAGUGGUGAUCAGCAAUCAACACAUAAUGAAAGAGUUCUAUACAACAAAUGACAAGUUCUUAGCUUCACGCCCACCUUCAAAACUAUCAAAGCACCUAGGCUACAACGCUGCAUCCUUUGCUUUCGCACCUUGUAGUUCCUAUUGGCGCGAUGUCCGUAAGCUCGCCGUGGUGGAGGUCCUCUCCCCACAGAGGCUGAAGUUGCUCAAGGAUGUUCGAACAUCUGAAGUGAUCAGUCAUUUGGUCAAGGAUUUGUUCAAGCGAUUCAAAGAAAACAAGAACAAUCCAGUCAAGGUUGACAUGAGCAAAUUGCAUGAACAUUUGGUGGUGAAUAUAAUGACAAGAAUGGUGGCCGGGAAGCGAUACUUCGAAGGUAGCAAUAAUGGACACGAUGAAAAGGGACGUCCCUUUGGACAAAUCAUGAGGGAUUUCAUGUAUGCUGCUGGUGCUUUUGUUCCUUCAGACAUGGCUCCAUUUCUAGGAUGGACAGAUUUUUUUGGGCCUGUCAAAUCUAUGAAGAAGAUUAUGAAGGAACUGAAUUCAAUUUUCGACGUUUGGGUUGAAGAACAUGAGUUGAGAAGGCUUAACGGUGAGGUGGAGACCCCCCGGGAUUUCAUAGAUGUUUUGCUCAACGCAAUUAAGGAUGAUUCCAUGUUCGGCAAUUCUCGGGAAACCGUUAUCAAAGCGACAAUACUGACUCUUAUUGUUGGUGGGUCCGAUACAACAUCCAUCACCAUGACAUGGAUGUUGGCCAAUUUGUUGAACAACAGGAGAGAAUUGGAGCUUGCCCAAGAGGAAAUAGAUCAGAAAAUUGGAAGGGACAGACAUGUAGAGGAAUCCGACAUCGAAAACUUAGUAUACCUCAAAGCUAUCAUGAAAGAAACACUGAGAUUAUACCCAGCAGGGCCUCUGGCAGUUCCUCGCGAGGCAAUGGAAGAUUGUACCCUCUGCGGAUACCACAUUCCAAAGGGUACUCGUUUUUUGACAAACUUGUGGAAGUUGCAUCGCGAUGAGAGUGUAUGGCCUAGUCCUGACGAGUUCAAGCCUGAUAGGUUUCUGACAACCCAUGCAUACGUGGAUGUUUUCUGUCAGAAUUUCGAACUCGUGCCAUUUGGUUCAGGGAGAAGGUCCUGUCCGGGCCUCAACUUUGCUAUGCAAGUGAUACAAUUGGGAAUGGCAAGGCUGCUUCAGGGAUUUAACUUCACAACACCAAAUAAUGAGCCUGUGGACAUGACUGAGAGCUUAAACAUAUCCUUAGACAAGGAAACACCUCUGGAAGUUAUGGUCACCCCACGUCUUGCUCCUGAACUUUACCAAUAUUAAGCUAGAAGAUAACUAUUUGAUAACACUGUGGUUAUUAUUCAAAUAAAGAGAAUCCAUGUAGUUUAAGGGUAAUUAAGUUUUAUAAUCUAAUAAGUUGUAAGCUUACAAUUUAAUAAGAUUGAUUUCAAGCCUUGGCA
Messenger RNA from Manihot esculenta (cassava), 1761 nucleotides. RefSeq names its product cytochrome P450 CYP82D47. The transcript is spliced from 2 exons. Gene Ontology annotation, molecular function: monooxygenase activity; oxidoreductase activity, acting on paired donors, with incorporation or reduction of molecular oxygen; iron ion binding. Gene Ontology annotation, biological process: defense response to other organism. Lineage: Eukaryota; Viridiplantae; Streptophyta; Magnoliopsida; Malpighiales; Euphorbiaceae. The record is from RefSeq and is a predicted model, not a curated record. Bases 59 to 1624 code for a protein of 521 amino acids.